This is a messenger RNA of Peronospora matthiolae, 450 nucleotides long. The record is from the annotation of a GenBank genome assembly. NCBI's taxonomy places the organism in Eukaryota, Oomycota, Peronosporomycetes, Peronosporales, Peronosporaceae.
AUGCAGACCGGAAGUCGGGACUUCAGGAUACGCGUUUAUCCUGAUGGGUGCUCCGGUGAGCUGGGGAAGCAAAAGCAGUCAAGUGUGUCGCUGUCAACAAGUGAAGCUGAGUACAUUGCACUAAGUCUGGCGAUUCAAGAAGGAAAGUGGGUGCAUCGAUUGCUGUGCGAGAUUCUGGAUGCCGCAGAGGACAAGUCUGGACCCGAGCUCAAGAUCAUGGAAGACAACCAGUCGUGCAUCAAGAUGACGAAGAAUCCGGUGAACCAUGGUCGGGCCAAGCACAUCGACAUCAAGUACCACCACAUUCGUGAUGAAGUCAAGCGUGGUGAUGUCAAGUUGGAGUACUGUGAGACUACGAUCAUGUUGGCGGACAUCAUGACGAAGGGACUGCCAGGACCGCGUCACAAGGACUUGACGGCAGCGCUCGGCAUACACGCGUGUUCGCAUUGA